AUGCCUCCACCUCCUCAUAUCAGGCCUGAGAAUGUGCUCAGGCGAGCGCAAGAGCUCAUUGCCGUCGAGCAGACCCAGGCAGCUCUCAACGUCCUACAUGAACAUGUCACCUCCAAACGUUCCCGGAAUAGCCCCAUCUCCUCCUUGGAGCCGGUCAUGCUCCUCUUUGUCGAAUUGUGCGUCGAUUUAAGAAAAGGAAAAUCCGCAAAGGAUGGGCUUUACCAGUACAAGAACAUAGCGCAAAACACGAACGUGGGAACAAUCGAGUUGGUCUUGAAAAAAUUCAUUGAGCUCGCCGAACAAAAGGUCCAGGAGGCUCAAGCCAAGGCUGACCAGGUUCAAUCGUCGCUUGAGUCAGCGGCGACUGCCACAGACCUGAAUGUUGAAGAUCUCGAGGCUACCGAAACCCCGGAGACUAUCCUUCUCGCCACUGUCUCUGGCGAGCAGUCCAAAGACCGAACGGAUCGAGCUAUCGUCACGCCAUGGCUCAAGUUCCUCUGGGAAACGUACCGCACGGUCCUGGAAAUCCUGAAGAAUAAUGCACGACUGGAAGUCAUGUACCAGAGUACCGCUCAUCAAGCGUUCGAUUUCUGUCUCAAGUACACCCGAAAGACUGAGUUUCGCCGGUUGUGUGAACUUCUGCGAAACCAUGUGCAGAACGCUGCCAAAUACUCUUCCCAAAUGCAUGCCAUCAAUCUCAAUGAGCCCGACACCCUGCAGCGUCAUCUCGAAACACGUUUUCGGCAGUUGAACGUGGCAGACGAGCUUGAAUUGUGGCAGGAGGCUUUCCGUAGUGUCGAAGAUAUCCACAUGCUUCUUACGCUCUCCAAGCGGCCAGCGAAGAACGUCAUGAUGGCCAACUACUACGAGAAGCUUACGAAGAUCUUCCUCGUCAGUGACAACUUUUUGUUCCAUGCUGCAGCGUGGAACAAGUACUACAACCUGCUCCGACAGUCCGCGACUGCCGUCGCGUCUGGUCAGUCUCCAAAACGCGACAAUCCAGUUGUUACCGAGGACUCUUUGACCAAGGCCGCCUCCUUUGUAUUGCUUUCUGCGCUGGCAAUUCCUGUCAUUAGCACGUCGCGCUCGCGAGGUGCGCUGGUCGAUGUCGACGAGGCGCGGAAGAACAAGAACAAUCGCUUGACCAAUCUUCUCAGUAUGCCAUUUGCUCCCACAAGGGCAGGACUCUUCAAGGACGCACUCACCAAGGGCUUGCUCAAGCGUGUCCGACCGGAAAUUCGAGAUCUCUACAAUAUUCUCGAAGUGGAUUUUCACCCUCUCUCGAUUUGCAAGAAGAUUUCACCUAUCCUGGCUCAGAUCGGAGCGGACCCUGAAAUGGAGAAAUAUGUCCUUCCUCUACAGCAGGUCAUUCUCACCCGCCUUUUUCAGCAACUCUCACAGGUCUAUGAAUCGGUGGAGUUGAGUUUUGUGACUCGGCUCGCUCAGUUCCCCGCGCCAUUUGAGGUGACUCCUGCCAUGAUUGAGAAGUUCAUCAUGAAUGGUUGCAAGAAGGGCGAUCUAUCAAUCAGGCUUGACCACGUUUCUGGUAUCUUGGCCUUCGACUCCGACGUCUUCUCAUCUGCCAAGGCUCUCCAUCCAGGCAGCGCGGCAGGAUCGGCAGAGAGUGAAGUUGGCUCCGUCCAAAGACUCCAGAAUACUCCGGCCGAGAUCGCUCGAUCUCAGCUGACAAGAUUGGCAAAGACUCUGCACGUGACAUGCAUGUAUGUCGACCCCUCGUACAAUCAGGCUCGGCUCGCGGCGAGAGAGACAGCUCUUGCCCGCGCCGAGGCCGGUGCUGAACAAGAGCACCGGGAGACCCUCGAGAGGCGCGUUGUCAUCGAGAAGAAGAAAGAAGCGGCCUCCGAGGCUUUCCAAAAGAGGCAGAGAGAGGAAGAAACUCGUCGCCGUAUCCGUGCGCAACAGCAGGCAGAGGCUGAGUCUCAACGCCUCCGCGAUGAGACAAGGGCUCGUGAGCUCAAGCGUGUCAAGGAUGAACAAGCCCGCAUUCGACGCCAGGAGAUAGAGAAACAACUGGCCGAACUUCAAAGUGGCAUGAAGAUCGACCUUCACGAUGUGAACAUUGACGAGCUUGAUUCCAACCAAAUCCGGUACCUGAAGUUGUCUCAACUUGAGAAAGACAAGAAAGAAAAGGACGAACGUAUCCGCAUUACGGCCAAGCGUCUUGAUCACCUGGAGCGUGCAUUCCGGCGUGAGGAGCUCAAGUACCAACAACAGGACUAUGAGAAGCAGCGGGAGGAAGACCUGAAGAUCUAUGAGCUAAACAAAGAGCUCAUAUUGAAGGAAGCCCAGGAAAAGCAUAAGGAAGGCCUGGCUCUGAAGCACCGUCUCAGCAGACUCGUCAAGGAAUACGACGCUUUCAAGGGUCAGAUCACGGAGCGUCGUGCUGCCGAGUUUGAGAGGCUUCGCAAGAGAGCCGAGCGGGAGUUUGAGGAAGAGAAGCGCAAAAGGAUCAAGGCUUACCACGAGGAGAAGGCCCGGCAGCGUGCAGCCCAAGAAGCCGAAGAACGUCGCAUCCGCGAGGAGGAGGAGCGUCUACAGCGCGAGGAAGAGGAGAAGGCGAAAGCUGAAGAAGAAAAGAAACGAGUUGCCGCCGAGCGACGAGCGCAGGCGGAGGCCGCUCGGCUCGAACGCGAAGAGGCUGCGAGAAAACAGAUGCAACGCGAGGAAGAAGCCGCAGCGAGGAGGGCUGCUCGCAAAGCCGAACAGGGAGCACCGGCGCCGGCGCCGGCGCCGUUCUCUCGCGAAAAACCAAGAGAAGCCCCCCCGAUGGAGGCCCGUACCGGCUCUCAGGAUGGUCCACGGAUUGCACCCCGCCUUCAACUGGCCGGCAAACCGGGCGGCGGCGGUGGCUGGCGCGAACGACAGGCCGCAAAGGAAGCCGCCACAUCUGGCGGUCCCGGCCAAGCCCCUGCUGCUGAAGUUCCGGCCCCGUCUCAGGCUGCACCUUCAGUCCAAGAGCCACCAGCCCGUCGCCCAGGCGGGUACGUUCCACCUCAUCUCCGUGACAGUGGAUCAUCUGCUCGACCUAGCGCAGAUCAUCCACCUGCUCGUGACUAUCACCACCCGCCUGCUCGCGACCACCAGGGACCUCCGCGCAAUUCGUCCGCUUCGCCCGCUAACGGCGCGCCGAGUGGACGUUACAUGCCGGCUCACAUGAGAGAUGCAGGGCGCAGCUUGUCCCGAGAAGGUGCCGGUUCUCCCGCACAGGGCAGCGGUGACGAAGCAGCGCCGAGGAAGCCAGCGUCGGGAGGGCCAGGACGGUACGUGCCUCCAAGCAUGCGCAACCGUCAACAGUGA
Fonsecaea erecta is the source of this 3318-nucleotide messenger RNA. Its product is annotated as eukaryotic translation initiation factor 3 subunit A. Gene Ontology annotation, cellular component: multi-eIF complex; eukaryotic translation initiation factor 3 complex, eIF3m; eukaryotic translation initiation factor 3 complex, eIF3e. The coding region runs from base 1 to 3318 and encodes 1105 amino acids. The transcript has 3 exons. The record is from RefSeq and is a predicted model, not a curated record. Gene Ontology annotation, molecular function: translation initiation factor activity; mRNA binding. Lineage: Eukaryota; Fungi; Ascomycota; Eurotiomycetes; Chaetothyriales; Herpotrichiellaceae. Gene Ontology annotation, biological process: formation of cytoplasmic translation initiation complex; translation reinitiation.